GGAGGUCCGGGGACUGGGUGCGGGAGUGUGGCUUCCCGAGGGUCGCUGCCCUCCGGCUCUAAGGAGGGGUGAGUGGAAAGGUUCUUGGACCUGGCUGGGGGGGAAAGGGCUCGCAUGACCAUUUCAGACUCGAGGUGAGACUCUGGGAUGAACUUUCCGAGAACGCAGGGUGGGUGCCACAGCUCGGUGUGUCGGUAGCCCGAGGAAGCGGGGAGCUCCUCCUCCCCUGCACUUCCACACCCCCCACCCCCACUCCACGGAACUGACGACAGCCUUCUGUCGCAGGUCUCUCACGUCACGAUUAUUCAGUAUGUUUCCACUGACCGAGGAAAAGAAGCACGUGGCCCGGUUGUUGCUAGAUACAGGGACGUGCCCAAGAUGUAUCUUCAGGUUCUGUGGUGUGGAUGUUCAUGCACCUUACAGACGUCCCUAUAAGGAGUUUCUCAAUGAACUACAAACAUUUCUGAAAACUGAAAAAAAUGAAUUACUUUUGGAUAUUACAAACCCACCUCCCAAGAAAAUGCGACUACAAGGUCUGGAAGAUGGCAUUGAUAGUCCUCAUCGGAAUGGAGAAGGGAGUAACUCUGCCCCUGAAGAGGAAAGCAGUGCUUCCAAGAACUCCAGUUUAAAUGUAUGCAACGUAUGCCUGGGAAUUCUUCAGGAAUUCUGUGAGCGAGAGUUCAUUAAACAGGUGUGUCGAAAGGUUGAGGCCUCUGGAUUUGAGUUCACCAACUUGGUGUUUUCGGUCUCCUUCCCACCACAGCUAUCUGUAAGAGAGCAUGCUGCAUGGUUGCUGGUAAAACAGGAAAUGGGAAAGCAGAAUCUGUCUCUGGAAAGAAAUGAUAUAAUUCAGCUAAAAGAAGCUUACAAAUGGAUAACUCAUCCCCUGUUUUCAGAGGAACUGGGUGUUCCUGUUGAUGGAAAGAGCUUGUUUGAAGUGAGUGUGGUCUUUGCUCACCCAGAAACAGUUGAGGAUUGCCACUUCCUAGGUACAGUCUGCCCAGAUUGUUUCAAGCCAGCCAAAAACAAACAGUCGGUAUUCACUCGAAUGGCAGUUAUGAAAGCUUUGAGUAAGAUAAAAGAAGAGGAUUUCCGGAAGCAGUUUCCUUGUCCUCCAAACUCACCAAAGGCCGUAUGCACUGUUCUUGAAAUUGAAUGUGCUCAUGGUGCUGUUUUUGUGGCUGGGAGAUACAAUAAAUACUCCAGGAAUCUCCCACAAACUCCUUGGAUCAUUGAUGGCGAAAGGAAACUGGAAUCGUCGGUGGAAGAAUUAAUUUCAGAUCAUUUGUUGACAGAAUUCAAAGCAGAAAGUUUUAAUUUUUCAUCCUCUGGAAGAGAAGAUGUAGACGUGAGAACAUUAGGAAAUGGGAGGCCCUUUGCAGUGGAGCUGGUGAACCCGCACAGAAUACACUUCACUGCCCAAGAAAUUAAGGAGCUGCAGCAGAAAAUUAAUAAGUCAUCUAAUAAGAUCCAAGUGCGUGACCUGCAGCUUGUGACAAGAGAGGCAAUAGGACACAUGAAAGAAGGUGAAGAAGAAAAGACCAAGACCUACAGCGCCUUAAUAUGGAUAAAUAAAGCAAUCCAGAAGAAAGACAUUGAAUUCCUAGAUGAUAUAAAGGACCUCAAGAUCGACCAGAAAACCCCCCUCCGGGUCCUGCACCGCAGGCCACUGGCUGUGAGAUCGCGUGUCAUUCACUCCAUGGAGACGCACUACGUGGACGAGCAUCAUUUUCGCCUCCAUCUCAAGACUCAAGCUGGGACGUACAUCAAAGAGUUUGUCCACGGAGACUUCGGGAGAACUAAGCCAAACAUUGGCUCUCUGAUGAGAGUGACUGCAGACAUUCUUGAGCUGGAUGUUGAGUCUGUGGAUGUUGACUGGCCGCCUGCUCUGGAAGACUAACUUUCCAAUGUGGAGACCAAGAGUAGUGUUUUCCUGGUAUGAUGUAGACUUCCAUGCAACAUACAUGUUAACACAGCAGUUUACCCACCAUAACGGUGUCUUGGAAACCAUUUGGAUCAUGUUGAUCUGUAUAUGAUUUUUAGUUUAUUGUAACAGCUCAGGAUCUUUGUGUAUAUUUUGUGUUCUAAUUGUUCCAAGGAUGUCGUGAUUUUUCUCAUUUCCUCUUACAUCUCCACAAAACAAACUUAAAAUAUGGAAACCAUUCUCUCUCAAUUCUCAAUUUAGAGGGGUAUACAAAAAAGACACAUUCUUUUAGUCUGAGACGCUGUAGUUUCUUGCAGCAAGAUGUUCCUCUUGAAGAGGCAUUCCACCUUUAAAAUCAUGUUCCAAAGCUUUAAAAUUAUCUGAAUAAAAAUUUUUUCUAGAUUCAUGCAGCAUAGUAUCCUAUAAUAUUCUAAGAUAGCAAAUGAAAAUCUGACAAUUAUUUUUCCUGGUGAAACUCAAGCAAACUAUCACCAAUAGAAGCCCUUUUGAAUGUGAUUUGUCACAUUUCCAAAGACCUCAAGUUCCUAUUUUGACAAUCUAAACUUGUCAAUACCUUUCUUCUGUACAAGGGAAAGUGAAACCUUAGUAACUGAGACAUACCAUUUUAAAUAAGGAGAAACAAGUGCCUUCAGUAACUCCAAUCGCAGGGUUAAGAAUUUGAAAAACUGAGAUUGCUAAAUAAAGGGUAAACUAGUAUUACUUCAGUAUAUUAAUUUUAAACGUCUUAAUGAAAGGCAAAUAGGAAAUUGUCUCUUUCAUAAAUAUUGAAACCAAAGAAGUUAGGUGACAUCUAAAAAUUGUUACCUCCAUAUCUAGGAAUAGAACUGAAGCUGCUUGGUCUCUAGAGUCCUUUUCUAAAACAUUAUAUUACUGAGCACUUACAGUAUGGAGGAGGCACUUGAGGAUGCCUUUUAGCCUCAUAGACCAUUAUAACUGAGUUUUGGAAUUAAAAUACCAAAUCAAGCAGCUUACCCAAAAAAAGCCCAAGUAUAUUUCAUACAAUCUCAUAUAAUUGCCACCUGUAAGUUUAUCAUCCAAUGGUGUUAUGAAGGGAAAUAAUAUUAAGAAAGCUAAACCUGGGGCUGGCACUGUGGUAUAGAAGGCUAAGCCUCAGCCUGCAGUGCCAGCAUCCCAUAUGGGCACCAGUUUGAGCCCCAGCUGCUCCACUUCUGAUCUAGCUGUCUGCCAUGGCCCAGUGCUUGGGCCCCUGUACCACUAUGGGAGACCAAGAAGAAGCUCCUGGCUGCUGGCUUCAGCUUGACCCAACCCCGGACAUUGGGGCCAUUUGGAGAGUGAACCCAGCAGAUGAAAGAUUCUCUAUCUCUGCCUUUCAAAUAAAUAUAAAGGAAAAAAGAAAGUAAACCUAAAGAAAACAAUGGAUUACUGAAAGUUUUAGAAAAGAACUUUCCUGGGGCUAGCACUAUGGUGCAGCAGGUUAACGCCCUGGUCUGAAGCACUGGCAUCCCUUAUGGGUGCCGGUUCGAGACCUCCCAGCUGCUCCACUUCCGAUACAGCUCUCUGCUAUGGCCUGGAAAAGCAAUAAGAUAGCCUAAGUCCUUGGGCCCCUGCACCCAUGUGAGAGACCCAGAGGAAGCUCCUGGCUUCGGAUCUGCGCAGCUCUGGCUGUUGGGACCAUCUAGGGAGUGAAUCAUCGGAUGGAAGACCUCGCUCCUUCACUCUCUGUGUAACUCUGGCUUUCAAAUAAAUAAAAUCUUUAAAAAAAAAAAAAAAAAAAAGGAAAACUUUCCUAAAAUUUCAGAUUUAAGUGUAAUUCCUGUCACUCUUAAUACAGCUAUUAGAGAUUUUUUUUUAGUAUUCACAUGGUUUGUAUAGUAUCAGUUACUCACUGUUUCCUAUCUCUGUAUUACACAUAUUUCAUAAAUAUGAAGAUUCACUUUCGAUAUGAGGAAAAUAGUGUUACCUGGUAAACCAGCCUACCACUUCGAUUUCAUAUGUGAAUAGUAGAAAAUAAUUUUCACUCUUUCCAAUGUUAGAAAAUGAGAAUGGAAUAACAGAAAUAAACUUC
Messenger RNA from Lepus europaeus (European hare), 3971 nucleotides. RefSeq names its product pseudouridine synthase 10 (gene PUS10). NCBI's taxonomy places the organism in Eukaryota, Metazoa, Chordata, Mammalia, Lagomorpha, Leporidae. The record is from RefSeq and is a predicted model, not a curated record. Gene Ontology annotation, molecular function: RNA binding; pseudouridine synthase activity. Gene Ontology annotation, biological process: tRNA pseudouridine synthesis. The transcript has 18 exons. Bases 311 to 1900 code for a protein of 529 amino acids.